AAUCGACGGUUGCAGUCAGAAUCCCGAUCCCCAAAGAGUAACUCGCAACCAUGAAUCAAUAUUUUUCUCAGAACUUGAUCAUUCAGUUUUACUUGUAAUCGAUGAUGUUUAUGGAAUCCAAACGUAAAUCGGCGGCAUCUUCUCCGGCCAUCAAUGACUCAGAUCAUUGGAACUUUCUGGAAGAAAUUGAAGCGCCGAUGUGGGCGGAUCUCAGCGUUUGUGAUUCGACCAAUGACGAGACGUAUCUCCUUUUUCUUUAUGAUGACUCAUGGUUCAACAUAAGCCAUGAGUUCCAUCAGUGCUCUUCGCGCCAGUUAAUCUCUACUGUUUUCGGUCCUGCAAACUCGAUAAACAUACAAGAACCAACGUCUCCAAAGCUCCCAGCCUCGGUCUCAAAAUCAAGAGGCAAAAACUACAAAAUUAAACAGUGGGAACAAAGAAAGGGUAAAGCCAUCCCCAACAAGCAACAUCCGGUCAAAACGUUAACUAAAGGGUCUUCUAUAAGCAUGGGAUCGAAAAACAAGAUGAAGCCCAUUUCCAAAACUGGAAAAACAAAAGAAAAUCAGGGAGUGAAAGCAUGUUCAAGUGGUGGAAAUAAUACGAGCGAACUUGCUGACAACGCUACGUCAAAAUCAAGCUCGGUUUCUAUUGGAAAACGAGAAGAUGAUAACAGUUCAAGUAGCACUCUGACAUCUGAUCACAGUAGACACCAAGAAAAGAAGUGUUUUGAGGUAUCUUUCCACACGUCAAGCCAAAGUAGUCAACUUUUGUCAUCGCUGAAGAUCAAUCUUAGAAAAAGUUGUGCAACAAGACCAGCUGCGAGGGUGGUGAUAGCUGAUGGUGAGAGGUGCUCAGAAGGCGGUUCAAGUAACUCAAGUGUGGGCCCCCCUUCAAUUAAGAAAUGCAGUCUUGGAGAUGCACAAAACAAACUCAAAAUUCUAAAGGCCCCUGCUUUAACUGCCGGACGUUCAUCUAAUAUACGAGGAAGUAAUAUGCUCGCUUCCAAAGUAACAACCAAAGGAAAGGUUCAACAGACCGCAUCAGUUGGUAAGGUUUUGAUGCCACGAAACAUUAAUAAACAAAAUCGAAGUAUUGGUAAAGAAAACGAAAGAGUAGGUAUUGGAAGGCGUGCUGCUUCUCUGGCUAUUAUUAAAGAAACAACAUCAGCAACAAUGGCUACAUCUCCGAAAGACAAAUCUAGUGUUAACAAAGCUCAGCCCAUUGGGCGUGUACAUAAAGCUUCUAAGGAACGUAUGACACAGAAGAAUGGAGCUAAAAAGCCGAUUGGUCUAAAGGAAAAGACAGCCAACAUAAGCAGAGAUAAGGAUACAGCCAAACCGGCAAGAAAGGUCUACUUUCGGUAGCAGAAUUUGUUAAAAGUGUAUAGUGCAACGUCUUUUUUGGUUGAUAUCAGGGUUAAGAGUUUCUUGGUGAUGUGAUGUUCACAUUUUGAUCUUGAAUUGACAUGUGUGCCAAAGUAUAGUAGUUGGGAGGGAUACAAUUUUGUUCUCACUUGGUAGUAUUCUUAAUCCCAUUUAUUGUUCACUCACAUUUUACAUAUGCCAA
Messenger RNA from Helianthus annuus (common sunflower), 1566 nucleotides. RefSeq lists its product as uncharacterized. Bases 102 to 1364 code for a protein of 420 amino acids. NCBI's taxonomy places the organism in Eukaryota, Viridiplantae, Streptophyta, Magnoliopsida, Asterales, Asteraceae. The record is from RefSeq and is a predicted model, not a curated record. The transcript has 6 exons.